CAGAAGCAGACUUUGCGACCCGGAACUGAUGACUCCUCCACCAGCUAUCCUUUCUGUUGUGUGUUUAAUUCUAUUCCAUUGUGAUCUACUUGUAGUUGUCUUCGAUUGGUAAAAGCAAGAAACCUUUGCAUAAAUAGGUGUAGUUUCCCGUCUCCUGGAAAAGAGCUCGAAUAUGUGUGUGAGCUUGACAGCGAUACGAAGACAAAGCAGAAAAAGAGAGCAACAAGUAGUUUGGAAGGAAGUGUGCUUACGAUGAAUAUGGAAACGUGUAACACAGAUACAAAUAGCCAUGAGGAUGCAGGGUGUGAUCUUUGUGAGACCCCUGUAAUCAAGAAAAGCAGCCAGGCAGUCAUGAAAGAUAAUGAUAAGCUGUGUGAAUCAACAAGAAAACGUAAGGAGCGGAAUUAUGAACCAGAGGACCAUUGAAAGAAUUUGCUUCACAUUUUACACAAGUAGUAUGGCAGGAAGUGUGCUUACGAUGAAUAUGGAAACUUGUAACACAGAUACAGAUAGCCAUGAGGAUGCAGGGUGUGAUCUUCAUGAGACUCUUGAAAUCAAGAAAAGUAGUCAGGCAGUCAUGAAAGAUAAUGAAAAUCUGUGUGAAUCAACAAGAAAACGUAAGGAGCAGAAUGAAGAACCAGAAGACCAGACCCAGACCUCUUUGCCGAACUGUGGCGAGGACACAAAGGACAUCACUUAUAAAGAAACUCCUGAUAUUAUUGAUGCACACAUCCCAAUGGAGCCAAGCAGUGGAGAAAAGGCAAUUGAAUCAGCUUCACCAGAUGCCAAGCUGGUCAAGAUGACUUGCAUGUCUACAGAGAUGCCAGGGACAAACCUAAGUUCCUCUGUAAAUACAAGUAACACUCAUUAUGAAGAUGUGGAGAUGAGAGAGAGUCCAGCAUGCAAAGAGUCUCUGCCUAGCAACUCUCCUGUCUGCCACGAUUUACAAGACCCCUGUUCCAGUGUUGACCCGAUGGUGGUGGAGCCCAAACCCUUAGUCCCCAAUCCAGAAGCUGUAGACAGCUUCAAAGAGGAACCUGAAGAGACACCCAUGGAAACAGAUGACACAGAGGGGCAAAACUCUGGUGCUGAUGCUUUUGUUCCCGAAAAUGUUGUUGAGACUGAACCUGAGAGUGACCAGACACAGGUUUCUCCUUCAGAAAGUGAGCAAGUGCCAGCAGAGCAGAAAGAACAGGAAUGGCUUGGGACCCCAAUAAAGGAGCUUAGAAGAAUGCCUCAGUGUGGACAGUCCCUGCCACACCUCAGGGCAACAGACAAUCACAAAGUACUCAUCAGGACAGACCUGCUCAAAGAAGGUCAAGUCCCCCAUCCAUAUCCCAACAAAUACAGAGAUUCCUGGGAUGAUAUGACAGUAAAGAUGCCUUGUUCAGAAAAGAACCUGUUUCCUGUGGAGAAUGAGGAUGGAAGAGAAGUGCAAAGUCGAUGGGAGUUGAUUCGUUCAGCUUUGGAAGGAGAAUGCAAAAGUUCACUUGACAUUAGGGAUGCGAUAUUGAGUUACAACACCGUACAUGCCAAAAGAUGGGACUUCACAGCUUUGAAUUAUCUCUGCACUGAGGGUAUGGAAAAUGAAGAAGUACAGCAUCUCUUUAAUAUCACAUUGCCAAAGAUGAUGAAGCUGGUUUUGAAUACGCCCAAGAUUUGCACCCAGCCAAUCCCGCUGCUUAAGACGAGGAUGAAUCAGUCCUUGACCAUGUCACAGGAACAAAUUGCCUGCCUUCUUGCCAAUGCCUUCUUCUGUACAUUUCCCAGACGCAACUCGCGCAGGUCCGAGUAUGGCAACUACCCCGACAUCAAUUUUUGCAGACUGUUUGAAGGUCCUUCCUCACGCAAGAUUGAGAAACUCAAAACUCUGCUGUGCUAUUUCAGGAGAGUCACAGAAUCAAUGCCCACUGGUCUUGUCACAUUCACACGACAGAGCUUGAGCAGUUUUCCAAAAUGGGAAAGUUCAAAGAAACAGCUCACCCAUCUUCAUAUCACCUUUAAGGGCACCAUAGAGGAUGAUGGCUUCGGGAUGCUUCAGGUGGACUUUGCGAACAGGCUCGUGGGUGGAGGGGUGACAGGUAUGGGGUUGGUCCAGGAGGAGAUACGCUUCAUCAUCAACCCUGAGCUCAUGGUAUCACGCCUCUUCACAGAAGCUUUGGACCACAACGAGUGCCUCAUCAUCACAGGCACAGAGCAGUACAGUAAGUACACUGGCUAUGCAGAGAGCUUCAGAUGGAAAGCCAAUCACAAAGAUGAGAUUCCCAGAGAUGGGUGGCAGCGGAGGUGCACCGAAAUUGUGGCUGUGGAUGCACUGAAAUACAGGAAUUUCAUGGAACAGUUUCAGCCUGAGAAAAUGAUCCGGGAGCUAAAUAAGGCAUAUUGUGGUUUCAUGCGACCUGCUGUGAACCCUGAGAACCUCUCCGCCGUUGCCACAGGAAACUGGGGAUGUGGUGCGUUUGGAGGCGACACGCGACUCAAAGCUCUGCUGCAGUUGAUGGCAGCUUCUGAGGCGGGGAGAGAUGUGGCCUACUUCACUUUUGGAGAUGAGGAACUCAUGAGGGACGUGCAUGCCUUGUACAAAUUUCUUAAAGACAAGUGUGUCACUGUCGGCACUCUGUACUUCUACUUAAAGCAGUACUCUAAUGUGGUGUCUAAGCAUCUCCAGAGGCCUAACAUCAGCCUCUAUGGGUACAUCUAUGAUAAGGUCAAUACAAAUACGGACCCCGAGCCCUGCCCCAGCCCCAGCGACAGCAACUUAACCACUGCGCCUUCCCCCUGUCCUGCGGACUGCCAUUAAUGCUGGUCAACAGAUAACUCAACCUUGUCCAAAUGCCGUAGUGCUUUCUAUUACUUUAGAAAGAGAGCACAUUACGCCUGUCUUUUCCUUUUUUUUUUUUUUUUUUUUUGAACCAUUGAGUAAGUUUCAAGUCAUUAUGAAUAAGGGGACAGAAAAUAUAGCAAUAGACUGUAAAUCCUUAUUUCUUGUGAACAUCAUCUAGGUUUGAUCCUGGGAUAGUUUUUCUGGAAUGCCAGCCAAGCUUCCCUAGGUUCAAAUUUACUACAUGAUCUUAGGAAAUUAAAUGAUCCAAGGUGUAGUCUUUAUUUAUUUUAUUUUUUCCUCAUUCAGGAACUAACAGUGAUUCAAAAAAAAAGUGUGUAGACAUAAAUAACAAAAUAUGCAUGAGAACCUCUAAAUACACAAUUAAGUCCCCUUUGAAACUUGAUUAUGAAAUGUAUUGCACAAGACUUAUCCUUUUUUUUAUUUCUCAAAUAUGAAAAGGUUUGAUAAUGAAAGAUGUGAAAAGGAAAUAUUACCUGUUGGAAAAAACUUGUGGAAACACUAAUGGAACUGCUGCAAAUCAGAUUGUGGGAAAAAAUAUAGUAUCUGCAUGACAUUUUUAGUGAUUUAUUACGCUCAAGGUUUUUACAGUUUCAUUCACUGUUUUGAUUAAAGGCACCUUCAAGAAAUGGGGUUGGUAUUUAAAGGUGGUGAAUAUUUUCAUAUGUUUUGCUCUUUAUUUAAUUCUGAUUUGAUAAUUAAAAUGGUUGAUUCAGAAA
Carassius carassius (crucian carp) is the source of this 3561-nucleotide messenger RNA. It is a transcript of the gene parga, whose product is annotated as poly (ADP-ribose) glycohydrolase a. The transcript has 20 exons. Gene Ontology annotation, cellular component: cytoplasm; nucleus. Gene Ontology annotation, biological process: carbohydrate metabolic process; nucleotide-sugar metabolic process; ATP generation from poly-ADP-D-ribose. The record is from RefSeq and is a predicted model, not a curated record. Gene Ontology annotation, molecular function: poly(ADP-ribose) glycohydrolase activity. The coding region runs from base 362 to 2800 and encodes 812 amino acids. Lineage: Eukaryota; Metazoa; Chordata; Actinopteri; Cypriniformes; Cyprinidae.